UGUUUCAAUUUAUUUAUGUGUGUUUGUUUUCAAACUCUAGACAGAUUUAUAUUUAGAGAAAGCCAAAUGACUCCUCUUUGGUAUAUGAUGGGGGAGUGUCUGUGGACAAUAUUUAAGUUUGCUGUCUGUCAAGUGGAGUGAAGGUGCAUCAGAGUCUGUGUGUGUUUGCUGGCCAGGGCCUGGCAACAGGGUUGAUUAUUGAUUAUUUCUAUCUGACCAUGCUCUAGUUUGAAUUUUGGUUCGUGGUGGUUUGCAAAGUUUUAGUCUGAGAGUAAUUUCUUAAAGUAUUGUUUGAAGCAAAUAUGGGACAAAAGGGAGACAGAUUUACAUAUCUCAGAGGAAAGAGCGAAAAGUGAGAAAAAUCCUAAAGAAGAACACAGCCUGAAUGACACAGUGAGUGGGUACGGACAAAGAGAAGGAGAGGGAAGAGCGCCGGAAUCUUUGUGCCGGAGGGGGGAAGACAAACGACAAAGAGGAACGUUGAAAGAGCAAGAAUGGAGUAGGAAGAAACAAAGACGAGAGAGAAGAGCCUCGGUACAGUAACUGUAGAGGAAACUUUUUAGUGUGAGAAGAGAAAAGGACAGACUUCAGAGCAACCAAGGUCCCCACAUCUGAGGCUGAAGUGUUCAUCAUUCAUUGUUGCUAUACUACAGUUAGUUCCUGUAGCCAUGGCGGGGUUUCCUGUUCAUUGACCCAGUAGGCUGCUUUACUGGACCUGCAACCAUGUCCGCCUGCAGCACAUUUACCGAGCACGUGUGGAAACCAGGCGAGUGCAAGAACUGCUUUAAACCUAAAAGUAUGCACUGUCUUGUUCAGAGUGGUGGAGGAAAGCCUCCCUCUGAGCAGAGGCCUUCAGCAAUUCAGCAACAGAACCCACUCGCUGCUGGAGCCAGAGCCAACCCUAACCUUACUAAUAACUCCCAGAGGGCUGGCAGUGGGUCAGCUCGUUCAGGAAACUUUCGUCCACCGGUGGCUAAGAAGCCAACCAUUGCUGUUAAGCCUACUAUGAUGCUGCCCUGCUCCUCAGCUGGACUGGAUUUAGAUUGCAACCUGCAACAACCACCAAAUGUAGCAGAACAGGGCAAAAUAUCUGCCUUCACGGUCUGGAAUCGCAAUGGGCUGAACUGUAAAAGACCUUCUGGGCCCAGCAACAACAAUGAAGGAGAGGAUGGCAAUGAGGAGAUUGAGGGCUAUGGACAUUUUAGCCUAAGGACCCCUAGUGGAAAUAAUAACAACAGUGGACUGACAGAUGUCCUAAAGGAGAUUGCUGGGUUAUGCCCUGGCCCUAGUCCCACGCCCCUUUCAGGCUCCAAGGACAUGUUUUGGGGACGGAUCUGUAGUUCAUACCAACGGUCCUUGGAAAGAGGCCUUCCAGCCUCAAGCUGUCUGGCCAUUGGAAGCAGCAGUGGUGGCGGUUGUUGCACUGCUCAAAAACGAGUAUCCCUUAGUGACAGCACUGAGAUCAUCAGCACAGAGGGUGGUCGCUUUUGCUACCCAGAGUUUUCCAGUGAGGAUGAGGAGGAAGAGACUGAAGGGGAUGAUGAUGAUGAUGAUGAACAUGAGAGCUGGGAUGAAAGUGAUGAAGAGUUACUUGCCAUGGAGAUACGUAUGCGAGGCCAACCACGAUUUGCAAAUUUCCGUGCUGCUACAUUGUCUCCAGUGCCCUUUGCUGUAGGGAAAAAGUGGAAUACUGUGCCACUUCGCAACCGCUCACUGCAGCGGAUUUGUGCAGUUGACUAUGAUGAUAGCUAUGAUGAGAUCUUAAAUGGAUACCCUUCCAUGGACUCCAGUGGAUGUCUUCUUCCCUAUGGAUCUCAUAACAUGCAAGGCAGUGGUUUCCUAUCAAAUUCAGAGUCUACUACUUCUCCAGAAUCAUCAUCAUCACUACCAGAGGAUUCUCGAACAACUUCCAGCAGUGGGAGCAGUGCCCCCUGUGCUCUUCGAAAUGGCCUGCAUUCUCCCACCUCCACAAAGGCACCUGUCCCAAGCACUUCUCCUCCAAAAAAGGAACCUCUUCACAGAGCACUGAGUCCACUCAAAGUGACUGAAACACACAAGGCUGUCCUGGCCAUUAGAUUAGAAGAUCAGGAUGGCAGAGUAGGCAUGCCAAUGCCCCAGGCCCUUCCAGGUCAACCAGUGACUAUCAGUUUUAGUCCCACAGAGGAGCAAGCAAAACCCUACCGUGUAGUGAAUUUGGAAAAAUCACUGAUCUGUAAACCUUACACUGUAGUGGAUGUGUCAGCAUCCAUGGCCAACAAAGAUGAACAAAUUCCAGACUCUCCUCAAAAGAACAAAAACCUAUCAAUGCCCUCCAGCCCUGCAUCAUUUUGUAGCACUCCGUUAGGUCAGCCCCUGUCUCCAGCCUCUCCUAUUUCUCCAACUUCUCCUGUGAUGCCAAUAUCACCCACAUCCCUUGCCCUUUCAGGUAGCUCCCGGAAGAAAUCAGGGAGCAUACGCUAUCAAGAAGUGUGGACAUCAAGCACAAGCCCUCGCCAAAAGAUACCUAAAGUGGAUUUGGGGGUUGGGCCUGGCCCCUCUAUCCCUAAACAACACUGCAGCCACAAGUCAGCUCCCACUUCUCCCAUUUCUGGGCUAUCUUCCUCCCGAACAGUGCCUGUGAAAUCACCUAACUUAUCAGAGAUCAAGUUCAACAGUUUCAAUAAUGCAGGCAUGCCUCCCUUCCCCAUUAUUAUUCGAGAUGAGCCAGCCUAUGCCCGCAGCUCCAAGAAUGCAGUCAAGGUACCUAUUGUUAUCAAUCCAAGUGCAUAUGACAACUUAGCUGUGUACAAAAGCUUCUUGGGACUCAGUGGGGAACUCCCACAGCCAAAGGGGGUAGGUAAUAGGGUAGCCAGCCAUACAUAUGAAGAGAUUGGAUCCUCUGAGAGUGUCCAGUCCUCCUCAACAGAGAAAACUAUUUCUGGUAGAGGCACAUCAGAGAGAGCAUCUACGAAAGAGACAAAAGCUCAACCUGAAGCAGCAUUAAAAGCAACAAAUUUACAACCAAGAACCACUACAGACUCUAGCACUGUGACAAGCACCACAAUGAGCUCCAAGGUUGGGGCCACCUCUCCCACUGCAUCAACAAAUUCUCCUGCCAUUCUUGCUAUUACUGCAAACUUACCUAAACCCAUCCCUACUGCCAAUGCUGUUACACGCACUUGCAAGACAAUUGUAGAUGCUGCUUGCAGUAAAGAUGACAAUACAGACUUAGUUUUGCCUUCUGGGGCACUGGUAAUUCAUAGGGAGGAGGCCAGUGCUGUACUUUCACAGAUUGUGGCUUCUAUCCAGCCUCCACAAUCUCCUCCAGAGUCCCCCUCUGCAGAAACCAAAAACAUCAGUUCUGAGGAGCUGUAUGCCCUCCCACCUGAUGCCAUGAUGGAGACACUAACCCGACCCAAGUCGCUCUUUUCCGCAACUGAUGGUUGUCUUUCCAAGCCCAAAAAGGAAACGCCUUCAAAAGUUUUGUCUAAAUCCCAGAGUGCCUCGGCUGCUGUCCCACUCUCCAGCCCUCGCUCAGAACCUAGUGCCCCAUUCCCCCCUCCUAGGUCUACGUCUUCCCCGUACCACGCCUCUAACAUCCUCCAAAGACAUUUUGGCAACUGGACCAAGAGCUCCGCCUGUAGUUCUCCUGUACGACCCAGUGAAGGUGAAGCAAGUCCAGGUGGAGAUGGCAGACGUAUUUCUACAGAAAGCUCCAAACCCAAACGCUGGAUCUCCUUCAAGAGCUUUUUUCGUCGGCGGAAAGAUGAGGAUGAACAGCGAGAGAAGGCGGAAAAAGAGAAGGAGAAGGGCAAGCUAGUUGGGCUUGAUGGAACAGUCAUCCACAUUCUUCCACCACCACCGAUCCAACAUCAUCACUGGUUCACCGAGGCAAAGACAGAGGAUCCCACCCAGAAGCCAACCAUCGUCUUCACUUACAAACCAGACAGUGGCAGCACCCCUGGUGAUGGAGAAGGAGAACUACGAGUAGAAGAGUGCAGAGAAACUUCACAACUAACAACUGAUGACACCAAAGAACCCAGACCUUUGAGUCCAGGGCAAACAUCACCCUCCCAAAACACAGGAGUUGAUCUCAUCAGCAAGGGCUUCAGCCAGGCACCGGUCAGUGCCAGCAGUGCCAGGGAUCGGGAGCUGCUCAGUGCCACCUGUCCAAGUGCCAGAGUGAAUCUGGGGCUGGUGCUCGGGGAGGGCGAAGAGAGCCAUGCCAGCCCGGCUGCGUCUCCAGCUCCAGCCAGCGAGGGCAGCGCCAGCCUCGGAGAACCAGAGGAAGACGGCAAUCACUCCCAUCACUCCCACUCUCCUGCCUCCAGCCAAUGCAGUGCCACAUACAGCAACCUGGGUCAGUCCAGAGCCAACAUGAUCCCACUGAAACAACCGCGGAACAUGAAAGCAUCCAAUGACACCUUGGCCUCUAUCGACCUCGACGGCGACCAGCCGGCCCCGAAGGCCACACCACCACCACUCCCUAAGAAGACGGUACCUCCUCGCUCCAGUACCGAUCCCAGCCUGGGAGGCAAAGACUCGACCCAGGGGGUCCUGAGACCUAGGGCUGAGGCUAAACCCGGGGGCACCAACCUCAGUGUGGCCAACCCUCUGUACGACUUGGACUCCACCUGGGAGACAGCCAGUCAGAGCUCCUCCCUCAGCUCCGAGCCACACCGAGCCCACAACCACGAGUGUGGCGACUCCCUGGAGAGGCCAUCAGCUGCUGCCGCCACAAACAAGGGCCACCCGACAAACAGUGCGUCCUCCCUGGUUCCUCAGCCUGUACCUGCUGCACCCAGUGCCACAACCGGCAGAGAGAGGAGACCCUACCCAAGUACAGAGUCUCUGGCUGGAAGGGGUCGGACCACAGGUCGACCUUCUGGUGCUGGAGGAGGAGGAGGAGGCGGCUCCAAACCCCAGAGAGCUGCUCUGUACAGGGGCUUGGACAGCUGGGAUGAGGUGGUGGGGAAGAUCCGGGGUCUCCACACGGACACGCUGCGGAAGCUGUCGGCAAAGUGCGAGGACCGCUUCAUGGCCGGCCAGAAGGAUCACUUGAGAUUUGGCACUGACAGCUGGUCCCACUUCAGGCUGACCACGGGGAAGCCCUGCUGCGAGGCCGGCGACGCUGUCUACUACACCGCCUCCUACGCCAAGGACCCACUGGUCAACUACGCCAUAAAGAUAUGCCGCAGCAAAGUGAAGGAGACCCAGCAGCAGUUCUUCCACAGCCUCGCGGUGCGACAGAGCCUGGCCGUGCACUUCAACAUCCAGCAGGACUGUGGACACUUCCUGGCUGACGUGCCCACGCGCCUGCUGCCCUGGGAGGAGGAGGAGGAGGAGGAAGAGGAUCAGGAGGAGGAAGGGGACGAGGGGGAAGACGAUGUAAAGGCGCCGAAGGAGGAGGAGGAGGAGGAGAAAGAAAACAAGAGUGAAUCCAGGAUGAUGGACUCCAAAGCUCCUUACGGUAAAUUAGAUGAAACCCCGGCAGCGGGCCACAUGAACACCGUCGGCCGCUUGAGGAGCCGAGUGGUGGUCAUCACGCGCGAGGUGCCCUUCCAGACGGUGGCAGAUUUUGUGCGUGAAGGUGUCACCCGGCACACCCAUCACCCGGAGCUGUACGAGCGGCAGGUCUGUCUGCUGCUGCUCCAGCUGUGCUCGGGCCUGGAGCACAUGAAGCCUUACCACGUGACCCACUGUGACCUGCGACUAGAAAACCUGCUGCUGGUCAACUGCCAACCUGGCAACACCUGGAAUCUGGACUUACUGGAGCCCAACAACAACAGCAACAGCAGCAGCAGCUCAGGUGCAGCCUCUGGCGGCGCUGCGGCCGCUGCGGCCAACGCCACGUGCCCCGCCCGCCUCAUCAUCAGCAACUUCUCCCAGGCAAAGCAGAAGAGCGCGCUCAUGGCGGCCGACCCCGGCGCGCUGCGCGACCAGUCGCGUCUGGCGCCCGAAAUUGUCACGGCCACUCAGUACCGCAAGUGUGACGAGUUUCAGACUGGGAUUCUCAUCUACGAGAUGCUGCACCAGCCCAACCCCUUCGAGGAGACGCCGGAGCUGAAGGAGAGGGAGUACACCUGGGCCGACCUGCCGCCGCUGCCAGUCAGGUCGCUCUACUCGCAGGGCCUCCAGCAGCUGGCCAGGUUACUGCUCACCGUCAACCCCUCUGAAAGGAUCCGGAUGUCCGAGGCGCGGGCCUGCCUGCAGUGCCUCCUCUGGGGCCCCCGCGAGGACUUGUUCCAGGCGCUGGGCUGCAGCAGCACGGGCCCCAUGUCCGGGGCCACCUCCAGCCAGCGCGAGGCCACCCUGCAGAACUGGCUGGACCUGAAGCGGACGCUGAUGAUGAUCAAGUUCGCGGAGCGCUCGCUUGACACGGCGUGCGGCGUGAGCCUGGAGGACUGGCUCUGCUGCCAGUAUCUCGCGUUCGCGAGCACAGACACCCUCAGCCGGGUGGUGCACAUCCUGCAGCAGCCGCAGCCACACCCUCCGUCCCAGAAUCAGCCGGCGCACGCGGCACAUAACCAGACACCGGCCCAGACGCAUCAAGCGCACACCUUCCACCUGACUCAGUCGCAGCCACUCUGAGUUCCUCUGCCCGACUGUUACUAUGGCAACACAUCCACCUUUCUCCCUGUGUGGUGCCGUACCUCCGCUCAUGUCAAAGAAAGUGCCAACAGUCAGCUUUGUGUCUGCAGCAGCCGCAGGACUCUCCUGGAUCCAUCCAGCUGGUUGUGCAAUGACCGUGUUCUCCUCACGGACAAAUCAGACAGCUCGCCCCAAUGGUCAAUCCAACAAAUGAAGGGACUGUCUGACAUGGUUCUCAUGUCCAGUCCAAGACAAAAGUGAAACUUUGUGUCAGUCUUCUUAGCUUUUCCAAGACUAAAUUGAAGAGAUUUUUAGAUUUUUUGACACGGUUUUCAAGGCAGCCAUCCUUGUGGUUAAUUCAAGACUGUGUCAAAUGGAAUAGAAUAGGGAGAUUUUAUCACGUUGCACAUGAAUAUUUGACACCCGUUUCAACCAGACUUCUGAAGACGCACCACAGUGAGAGUUUUGGAUCGGAAGCUCAACCAAUUAUUUAGGUCUUUAUCGCAAAGCGUUGAAUUUUAAGCAAAAGUUCGCUGUGGAAAAGAUGCAGAUUAAAAAAUCUUUAAGAAUAAAAGGAGAAAUGAAGGGAGACCAUUCGAGAUGAAGGGAGAAAUUCAAAAUGAACUUUCUGAACAUAGAUUUGUUCUUGGAAAUCAAAUCAGGGCGAGAUUUUAUUCUUAUUAGGAUUGACGCAAAAGUGAAAUAUGUUUUUUUUCCCCACUGAUGCCAAAGAUCAACCACAAACGACCAAUUUUAGGUUUGACAUAGAAUUUAAAGAUACCUUUACAAUUUCUUUUGCCAGAGAGGUUAAAUUCAGUUCAUCACAAACUACAUUAAGAUACGGUUUUAACAGUAACUCCUGUGAGCGCGGCUGAGACUCAAUUUAGAGCUGUUACAUUUGACACUUUGUGAUUUGAAAAAAAUUCAAAAGCCAAUCAGCUGUUUAGUUUAACAGUCAUUCUGUCCUGUAUCCUACCGUACGUUGCACUUGUGAAUAGGGCUGCGGUCGAGGUAGGUGACGAACACUGAGCUAAUUUCGAACAAGGUUCAGACACUCUGGAGUGAAAAUGACACUCAACUGUCUGUUCGCUCAGCUUCUCGUUGGAGCACGUGCAAUUCUCAUCUUCGCCCUGUCGCUUCCUUCCGGAUGGAAACGGCCUACGGACAUAUUUUUAUGACAUAAUGCAGUUAAUCCUCUCCCCUUAGUUAGUUUUGUGGCACAUAAACUGAUUCAUUUCAGUUCAAAUCCCGCAGCGCUAAAGUGAAUUUCAGUGUCAAGUUCUUCCUGCGGCGGACGGGAGUUGUGUUGUUUUUUUGUCAAGUUGUUUUCCGAACGGUUCUGUGUUACAGAUGACAUUUGCACAUUGGGUCUGAACGUGGGUGCUCCUCGAUGGAGACCGAACACAUGAUGAGGAUGAUGAUGCAGGAGAGACUUGAGUAAAGUUCCCGUGAAUUUGAUGAGCUGGCUAUGAUUUGUUUUGCAGUGUGUGGAAUGUAAAAGUUGUUUUUUAUUUGUUUGUUUGGUUUUGCCUGGACCGAAACAGACACGUGGACCUGUUCUCACCCGCUUCUGAACACACUGAUCUUCCACUUUGUGAACCACUUUGUUUCACGCAGAAACUCUUCGCUUAAUCGUCGACCACGGCAGAGGAACUGCUCAACCACUGAGACGUCCAUUCCUCCCACCUCGCACGACCCCCCGUCCCCCGUCCUCUCGCAGCUCUCCGGCAGCUGGAUCCUGCGUCGACACUCCGCCGCUCGUCGCUCCGCACAUCUGCUUCGCUUUGAAACGAAAUGAGCUCUGUGCUAUUGAUCAAGUCGCAGCCAGCCAUGAGUCGGUGGGAAGCCGCACGUGUGCACAAUGCCUCAGCAUCUCCAUAGAAACAAGAAAGACAUAUUUUGAGUUUGGUGCACAUGGGUUUAUUUGUGGUUAUGAUGCAUCUUUAACUCCGAAACUAUUCUCUCCAUUGCUUUUGUGCACUGUUCCCUUCAUAUCCACCCAGACGGACAAUGUUUCUCAAACGGACACACGCCAAAAAAAUUGCUUUGCAUCUACAAGUUUACUUCGUUUUUGUUGUUGUUGUUGUUGUUGUUGUUUUUUUCAUAUCCAAAAACUGCAGCAGUUCCUCUUCUCACUGAGGUGAAAAAUGUACUUGAGGGAUCAGGAUCCUGUUUGUUGUACAGUAUGAGACUCGACGGUCCACGGAGUGAAAAUGAGACAAGGCAGGUGUGUGAGCUUGUUGCUGCGUUCAAGUACUGAGGAAUGUGUGCGGACAGCACUGGUGGCUGUCCUUGUAUUUAGAGAUUUUAAGCCUUUAUAUAUUAUAUAUAUAUAGUAUAAAUAUAUAUAAAUAAACAUAACCUUUAUCUAUUUUAAUCCACACACUAUUUUGUCAAAGUACAGAGCACCUGCAUUUCCUGUCAUUUUUCCUUCGGCCUCGCUCGUUUUGUGGGGAAGAGGCGGGCGAGAAGUCCUAAACGGAGGGUGGAUGAAAAAAGAGCUCACUCUUCAGUUGCAUCAAUAUACAGAACAAUGUACAGUAUUUUUACCCCUCUUGUAAAAAGCUUAGGAGAUGAACCACUUCGAAAAGAGGCUGAAGGAUGUAUUUUUUUUGUUUUACGUUACAUAAAAACCCACCAUUCACCAACCGCGAGGCCGACGGCAGAUACUUUGCGUCUCGUGUGUUUUUUUCUUUUUGUCUCUUCGCUCUGGUGUUUCUCUCUGCAUUGUUAAUUGCCACUGAACAGAAAGAAGAAAAAAAACAGAGGCUCCCCGAGGCUUUCUAUGAACAUGUGUACAGUGCGUCUCCUGGCCUACCGCCGUUUAUUGUUGAUCACGUUAACCAACAGUAACGGAACAAUAAAUAUAUGUUUUUAUA
Scophthalmus maximus (turbot) is the source of this 9449-nucleotide messenger RNA. It is a transcript of the gene peak1, whose product is annotated as pseudopodium-enriched atypical kinase 1. The record is from RefSeq and is a predicted model, not a curated record. NCBI's taxonomy places the organism in Eukaryota, Metazoa, Chordata, Actinopteri, Pleuronectiformes, Scophthalmidae. Gene Ontology annotation, molecular function: protein kinase activity; ATP binding. The transcript is spliced from 5 exons. Gene Ontology annotation, biological process: protein phosphorylation. Bases 724 to 6570 code for a protein of 1948 amino acids.